This is a messenger RNA of Coccidioides immitis RS, 1375 nucleotides long. RefSeq lists its product as uncharacterized. The record is from RefSeq and is a predicted model, not a curated record. The transcript has a single exon. Lineage: Eukaryota; Fungi; Ascomycota; Eurotiomycetes; Onygenales; Onygenaceae. Bases 267 to 1046 code for a protein of 259 amino acids.
GCAUCGCGAGACGAUGCGUGUAAAUAAUUGACCGAGAAACCUCGCAAAUGCGCUCCCUACGCACAGGCACUCUCCUGAGCUCCUCCGGAGAACAUGCUUUGUAAAAUACAGUUUCUCACCCACUCGUCGGCAUGCACAUGCGAUGCGAUGCGAGUUAAAAUAUGGCGGCUUGGCGCGGAUACCUCCCCUGCAACUGAGCAAAAUCCGAUGCUGAUCCGUCAGAUUCUUCCUGAAGACGCCGUUUCCAUGCGAAAUAAUGCCAUUAGAUGCCCAUAUGGGGCAACCCAGACUCCAUUUCGCCUGCUAUUUCUGUAUCCACAUCCCUGAUCUUUUGUUGUUUCAUCUAUGCUUGGAAGAGAUCUGCGGAGGUAGCCCUACCGGCACUGACCAAGUCUCAAUCGGAAAUAAAGGGAAUAAUGUGUUGCCUUGGGAGAAAGAAAGGCAUGUCGCUCAUUUGCCUUGGAGAUCAUGAAAGUUUCGGUUUAUCUGAUCAAUUCCCCCCGGUUUUACCUUGUUUCACGCUAACAUUAUCGGGAAAAACAAAGAGCCCCAGUGCUCUGUAUGAACAUACAUACAUAUGUAUGGACUUCCCGCACUUGCCUCGGCGCGGUCGAUGCAUGGUUUGUAACGGCGUAGACCCGGCUCAAAGACGAGGCCCGAGCCCCGGGGAUUUGGGUUCCGCGACACGCAACAUUAUCCCCUUUGCUCGGUUGCGAUACGAUUCUGAUAUUUGCUCCUUGGUUCCUAAUCGAUCCCUGAGAAAAUGGGAUCUCUCCCAUUUUUGGACAAUGUACUCCGUACGGAGUACUCCUCAGGUGAAAAGAACGUUCAACAAGGUCGAUAAGGUCCAAGGGUCAAAACACUGCUCGGAAGGAUUCGAAGACCGACAUCCCAGCACGUUUACUAUCCUCGUUGGCAUGGGAUUCCAUGCGAGGCCCCCGUCAAAUGCCAGAAGACCACUCCAGAGGAAGACGGACUUACCCCCUGAGAAUCUCCCACUCCAACACAUGGACGUGGUCCACGCCUCGAAAUCCUCGGCUCUUUGACUGAGACGUUUGCUCUUCUACUUCAAUGGGUGAUGUGAAGACGGCCCAUCCGUUCAGGUUUAACCGAAGAAGCACAAGGCACUGCCUGCAUGCAGUAUUCAUCAAAAUAUGGCACCCAAAUGCCGAUAAAACGCCAACCAUGCAAUGAUCUCCGAGAAUGUUAGCCCUGGAAGUCAGUAUUUUGACUGGGGUUUGACUAAAUAUUCCUCUUCGCUAUUGAAGGUAAUGGCGAAUAUCCAGGCCUCUCAAAGUAGCCUCUCCGCCUCGAUCGAAGGAUCGCUCUGGAUGGACAACAUUUUCUCAACGAGUAGCACAGAAGGGUUCUUCUC